AUGUUUCUCGAUAUGCAAAUACGAAUAUGUAUUCUCUACGAGUUCAAGCUCAAACGCCAUGUGCCGAUAGCUUUUGAGAAUCUUAGGCGAGCAUUUGGUGAAGGAGCAAUCUCCCGAGAAUCCGUUUAUCGAUGGUAUCAUCGAUUCAGAGAAGGAAAGGAAACCCUCGAAGAUGAACGAGGACCCUUUUCUAUCAUCAAUGAUGACGAGCUCAAAAAAUUCGUCGAAGAAAAUCCUACUGUGUCGCUGAGGGAAUUAGCAAAGCACUUCGGUGUAGGAAGAACAGCAAUUAGAUAUCAUCUGGAUAAAAUCGCUAAUGGCAAACGAGUUCGAUACUGCGCAAAGAGGGCAGCAUUUGCGAGGAAGUGGAAACAGGGAAUUCUAGGUGAGGAUGACGAGGAAAUGGCUUCCACAUCUGAAUCGACCUGUGCACUGGUCGAGGCGUCUGCAAAGCAAGAAGCAGCCGCUGGUCCUUCGACUGUGAGAAUAGCAGAAUCGCAGGAGGACUCAAAGCAAGAAGUUCCAACAUUGAACCAAGAGCUGGUCCACCGUCACCACUCAAUUCAAACGUUGUACGGUGUGGAUGAUUCGACGAAAAGCGAUGAUGGUCGGCAAGAAAUAAGAAUCGACGCUUCGGAAUAUGCUGAUGGUUCACGGGAGACUAAAGAAUGUAUCACAUAUUUAUUUUAG
Molecule: messenger RNA, 690 nt
Organism: Cooperia oncophora
Lineage: Eukaryota; Metazoa; Nematoda; Chromadorea; Rhabditida; Trichostrongylidae
Source: the annotation of a GenBank genome assembly